AUGGGCGAAGCAAUCUGUUCGCUAUCUGAGGAGACUAUUAAUGUGAAGGUGGAGCUAACAGAAACAUUUGGAAAAGGAGGAAAGGAAAUUGCACUUGGAGGAUACAGUGAAGCGGAUUACGCAGCGGACCGCGCGGACUGGUCGAGUGUGGCGUCACGCCCAGUGGCAAGCGACCUGCUAGGGCUGAAUGAACUACUUGUUCAAAACGACCCAUUUGUCCACUCUCAGUCUCAAAUAGCGUCCAAUAUGACGACGCGCCUCUCAUCACGUGUGUUUCUUGCCUUUGACGACAUUUCUUACGCUAGCAAAAAUGUUUUACGCUUUGCUAAGAUUGGUGACACUCAAGCGUGUCUUGUUCUACCCGAAAGUCUGAUUGAAAACUUUUUUUUACCUGCUCAUCUCUGUCGUUUCAUACAAAUUUAUCAGUAUCCAGAUACUCAAGUAGCAAUUAUUACAGUAAAUACGAAUGAACUCGACGUGACACAGCGAUGGGACGUGGCUGAUGCAUUGGUCUCUGCUAUGAGUCAGGCCAACGUCCAGACGCUUACGAUCUUGGCGGCUGUGCACUUACCGUACGCUAAGGACAGUAACCUCAAUGUAUUCUAUAGUGGUCUAGGCACUGAAGUAGCGGGAGAUACAGCCGUUGACGUGGCCGCCUUGUCAGAAGCUGAUCCUAGCUGGGAAAUAAAGGACCCAUGGCUCGUUGUGCUCUUACAUUUGAUCAAGGUGGAACAAUGGCCACGUACUCAUUUGCUCCUAGCCAAGGGAUAUAAGCCUGGUCGAAACCUGUUAGGGACGUACGAGGCGGUAGAUUCAUUGAGUCGAGCACUUCAGCUUUUUACAAAGGACCAGAUGACGGUUGAAAGACAACAAAUGCAUCAAGAACUGCCAAAAGUGCUUGCCAAGGAGAAAAUGAGGAUGAGGAAGACAACUGAUGAUCACCUUGCUCUACUGUAUCAUUAG
Molecule: messenger RNA, 963 nt
Organism: Peronospora belbahrii
Lineage: Eukaryota; Oomycota; Peronosporomycetes; Peronosporales; Peronosporaceae
Source: the annotation of a GenBank genome assembly